This is a messenger RNA of Bradysia coprophila, 3174 nucleotides long. RefSeq lists its product as uncharacterized. The record is from RefSeq and is a predicted model, not a curated record. Gene Ontology annotation, cellular component: chitin-based extracellular matrix. Gene Ontology annotation, molecular function: structural constituent of chitin-based larval cuticle. Lineage: Eukaryota; Metazoa; Arthropoda; Insecta; Diptera; Sciaridae.
GUGUCGAUUCGUAUAUACCGUCGCGAUCUUUCUUUCAAACGUUAAAAUCAAAGAAAAUGUUAUAAAACCAACUGCAGAUAGGUCAUACAAGUUAUUUUGCAAAAGAACGUGUAAUUGUAUUGACUUAAAAUAAUUUAAUUUAAUUUUUUUUUUCAAUUUUUUUUUUCUUUACCAACAAAUCGUGUAUGGUUGUGCCUGUAAUAUCGCAUUUUAUAAUAUCGGUUUUCUUCAAUUAAUUCGAGUUUUCAAAUUAAAUUCAAGUGAAUUGGUGAACGACUUUGGUGUAUAUAUCGAGAAGAGGAUUAAAGUUGGAAUAGAAUAACAAUAAAAAUUCAAUAACUUUGAUUGUAAGUAAGGUACUGCACUACACACGACUCGCAGACUCGUUGAAAGCAAAUUUUAAUUAAAACAGAAAAAAAAACAAAAGCCAAAAAGAAUUCAUAUAAUUUUUGUGUGUUCUGUGCAACAUAAUAGAGAAGUGAUUUUUAUCUAGUGAAUUUUCGAUUGGACAUCGCUAGAGUGCAAAUCAGCUGGAUACAUUUUAUUGGAUUACAAUCUUCUAUUCGUUGUGACCAAGCGUAUUUGAAUCAAAAAAACAAUAAUUAUGCGGUGGAGAACAACGUUACUUCCGAUUGUUAUCAGUCUUGCAAUUGUUGCCGUUGACGCUCAAAGCAGACAUCUGAGAAUCCGAGGACGACCAAUUCAACAGGAAUCCGACGAAAAUCUGGAAGAAGAAUAUGUCGACGAAGAGAAUACCCAACAGCCGGCAUUGCAGUACUACACAUCGGAUUCGAGAAACAAUAAUGGACGAGUUGUACUAGUAUCAUCGGACGAUGAAUACAAUGGAUUGUAUGGAAAGCCAACAACUCCAACACCCCGAGCACGAGUUGAUUACAACCGACCAGUAGCUAAAUCAUCGACACAGGCGCCCAGGCUGAAGGAUCAAGGAUCGAAGCCACCUCCAGUUCAGACAAUUCGAAAUUACAGCAAAGUAAACGAUGAUGGAUCGUUUACAUUCGGAUACGAAGCAGCUGAUGGAUCAUUUAAGGAAGAAACUCGCGGUACGGAUUGCGUGGUUCGAGGCAAAUACGGCUAUGUCGACCCUGAUGGCAACAAAAGAGAAUUCACAUAUGUGUCUGGAAAUCCAUGCGAUCCCAAUCAUCCAGACGAAACAGAAGAGGAACCAGAACGAUCGGAGGAAGAAUCAAAUGAACCAGAAAAUAUUCCUCAAAAUUACCCACGUCGUCCAGUUAAACCAUUAGCUCCACGACCAUCAGCAAGACCUGUUCAAACUACCACACAUGCUCCUCCAACAACCGUUUUCCAAAAUAUAUAUUCAAGUGCUGGCUAUGAACAAAGUGAGGAAGAUGAGCAGCCAGAGCCUAUUCAACUUUUGCAACAACCUCAACAGUUCCAACGUGCACGACCUGCUCAAUCCGUCCAUCCCUUAAACCAAGCUGAAGUGAAUAUUCGUCAACGUCCAAGAAUUACGGUCGCAAAUACCACUCCUACUCCAGCAUACAAUUCACCCACCAAAGAAACACACCCAGUAAGUAUUACUCCACGACCAACGUAUCGAGUAUCACAACAAAGUCUUCAGACACAACCACCAGCAACAACGUACCGACCAAACGUUCAAUUCAUUACACAAAAGCCGGCAUCAAUUUCAUACUCACCAUCAUCUACACCAUCACAUCUCUCCGUUGAACCGAUAACAAAGAGUGCUUACGCCACAAGUCGUAAACCAAUUGACUUUGCUAACGAGUUCCAAAAAUUCCAACAAGCCCACAACGUACAAUCAACAACUACUCGACCCCAAGCACAACAAGUGAAGGUAUUCAAACCAUCUCAAUCAGAUGCAUCGAAUCCAAUUUACGAAUCGCAACUCGUUUUCGAUCCAUCGACCGGACAAUAUGACUCUGCACUAUACCAACAACUUCCCCAAAGUGAUGGUGACUUCUCGUUGAACCAUCGCAUCCAACCAUACGUCCACCAACCAGAAUUCAAUCAACAGCAUCAGCUGUUCAAUUUGGAACAAAUCCAGCCACAAAGUGGCCAGCCACUUUACCACCGACCCAGUCCACAGCCGACUCGUUCGCCACUCCAAUUUCCCCAAUUCUCUCAGCAAGUCUACCAAAAAGAACACGAGAAUACACAAGUGCUCAGCUCACAGCAACUGUACGCCCAGCAACAGGAACUGCAACAACAGCAAUUGCGUCAGGACCGAUUAGAAGCGGCUAAACAAACUCCCGCCCAUAGAUUUCAACUACAAUCGCAACCACUCCGACAGGAAUAUCAAUCACAUCAACAGCCACAAGGAUUCUAUUUCGUUGCUCCACAGCAGUCGUCCGGGCAAAUUGACGAAUUUUUGAGAGGACACAACAUCGACUUUAAUUAGAGCAAUGGUGUCUUGUGUGUAAAUUAUAUUACCAUUUGUUUCUCGUUCGUGUUUAGUUUAGGUAUGAAAAUUACAGUCAAUCGUCUAUGGUAUGAGCUGUAAUGUUGUAACACUCGUUUUUUUUUGUAUCGUAUCAGACAUUGCUGAACUGAAUAUAAUGUAAUGUGGUGUAAUGUUGCGUGAUUGUGUUUACAUAGAAAAAAACCGUCUCUUUUUUUUGGUUCGGUCACCUAUCAAGUUGUGUAAAAAUGUAAGAAAAAUCAAAGAGCUCAUGUCAAAAUAAUUAAAAACAAAAAUGUUUUGUAUAUGGAAUGAUAUACACGAGAUGAAAAAUAUGAAACAGAAAUUGUUUUAGUUUAUGAACAAUGAGGUUGACUCUCCGUAUGUCAUUUCGGCAUAAUAAAUAACGAAGCAAAUUUAUGUCAAUUAAUUAGACACACGCAAUUUUCAAUAGAAAAUUAUUAUAUUUCAUUUUUUGGGUACAUAAAACACUUUUGAUUUCGGUUAUAGGCGAGAUAUGCACACCAUGUAUUUAUACACACAUUUGAAAUAUACGUACGCGCCCAAUAUUUAAAUUUAAUGCGUCAAAUUAGCUGUCAAAAUAUUCAUUGGUCAUAUAAUGUAUAUUUAUACUAUUAUGGUCAUGAUGGGUGGCAUUAUAUAACGCAUACGUAGAUUGAUGGUUAAUUUAACGCAUGAAACGAAAUAGUUAUUUACGUAUCUGUUGUGGACGGUAUAUUUUAGGCAAUUUCGCGAGUUGUAGCCCGAACGAAGUG